AUGGAGUUCUCAUUCCUACGUGAGCUAUUCCUCGCCUCCUCCCUCCUCCUCCUGCUCAUUCCCUUGUACCGCCAGUUCAAGUCCAGGAGCUCCAAGACCAACCCGGCGCGCCCCACGGACUGGCCGGUGGUGGGCAUGCUCCCGUCCCUCAUUGCUAACAUCCACGACUUCCACGGCUACGCCACCGCGCUCUUCGCCGCCUCCGGGCCGGGGCACAGCUACGAGGUGCACGCCCCCGGCAUGCGGUUCUUCUGCACCUGCGACCCGGCCAACGUGCGCCACAUCUUCGUCUCUAACUUCCCCAACUACCCCAAGGGCGACGAGUUCGCCUCCUUCUUCGACACCAUGGGCGGCAGCUUCUUCAACGCCGACGGCGAGUCGUGGCGCCGCCAGCGCGCCAGGGUGCAGCACCUCAUGGCCAGCCCGCGGCUGCUGGCGUUCAUGGCAGGGUCCUGCCGCGACAAGGUGGAAAGGGGACUCAUGCCGGCGCUGGCGCGCGAGGCGACCGCCCGGGCGCCGUUCGACAUGCAGGAGCUGCUCACUAGGUUCGCCUUCGACAUGACGGCCAUGCCGAUCUUCGGGGUGGACCCCGGCCUUCUGUCGGUGCAUGUGCCUCCCAUGGACGUCCCGAACGCCAUGGACGCCGUCAUGGAGGUCGGCUUCUUCCGGCACACCGUGCCAAUUUCUUGCUGGAAGCUGAUGAGGCGUCUGAGGAUCGGUCCCGAGAGGAAGCUCGCCGUGGCACAGCCGGUGCUGCGCCUGUUCGUCGCGGAGAUGCUCCACAAAAGGGCACACGAGAACGACGGAGCGCACCAGCUGGACAUAGUUUCUUCCUACAUCGACGACCCGUUGUAUGUGGGGUUAGACGGGGAGCCCAGGGACUUCCUCUACGCGACGAUCAUCAACUACAUGUUCGCCGGGCGCGACACGGUCGGCACGACGCUGGCGUGGCUCUUGUACAACCUGACCAAGCACCCGCACGUCGUGUCCAGCAUCAGGAGAGAACUGGAACCCAUCGUCGCCUCCCGCAAAGCAGCGACGGGCGAAGAUGGCGGGAACGGCAUGGCGGUGUUCGAGCCGGACGAGACGAAACCCCUCGUUUACCUCUCGGCGGCGCUGUUCGAGUCGAUGAGGCUGCACCCUCCGGGCCCGAUCGAGCGCAAGGCGGUGCUGGCCGACGACGUGCUGCCGAGCGGGCACGAGGUGCGCGCGGGCGACACCGUGCUGAUCUCGGUCUACUCCAUGGGCAGGAUGGAGCGCGUGUGGGGCGAGGACUGCGCGAAGUACCGUCCAGAGAGGUGGGUUACGGCGGAAGACGGCGGCGGUGCGGCGCUGCGGCAUGUGCCGGCGCACAGGUUCAUGCCGUUCAACGCCGGGCCGAGAUCGUGCCUGGGGAAGGACGUGUCGGUGGCGCAGAUGAAGAGCGUUGUCGCCGCCGUGGUGUGGAACUUCGACCUGGAGGUGGUGCCAGGACACGUCGUGGAGCCGAAGCUGUCCGUCGUGUUGCAGAUGAAGAACGGGCUCGUGGUGACUGCGGCGAGGAGGGGGUCAGAUGCCGCCGACGAGACGACUGAGCUGUGCCGUGGCCAGCAGUAA
This is a messenger RNA of Lolium rigidum, 1596 nucleotides long. RefSeq names its product noroxomaritidine synthase 1-like. The record is from RefSeq and is a predicted model, not a curated record. Gene Ontology annotation, molecular function: heme binding; monooxygenase activity; iron ion binding. Bases 1 to 1596 code for a protein of 531 amino acids. The transcript has a single exon. NCBI's taxonomy places the organism in Eukaryota, Viridiplantae, Streptophyta, Magnoliopsida, Poales, Poaceae.